AUGGGGCGAAUUGUGCAGGAAACUUGUGAUGCAUUGUGGAACGCUCUUUCCGAGCAAGGAUUUUUGCGUGUCCCUUGCAAUACCAAUGACUGGAAAAGAAUUGCAAACGAUUUUGGACAGAUGUGGAAUUUCCCUCAUGCACUCGGGGCUUUGGAUGGAAAGCAUGUUGUGAUGCAAGCACCAGCACGUUCAGGCUCAAUUUUUUUUAACUAUAAAAAAACUCACAGUAUUGUGUUGCUUGCUGUUUGUAAUGCUCGGUAUGAAUUUACAUUGGUGGACAUAGGAGACACUGGUAGGCAAGCUGAUGGCAGCGUAUACACAAACAGUUACCUUGGCCGAGCAAUUCAGAAUGAUUUGCUUAAUUUCCCUCAACCAAAGGCCUUGGAAAGUUGCCCAAGCAAACCAUUCCCAUAUGCUUUCUUAGCAGAUGAUGCUUUUGGUCUUAAACCAAACCUCAUGAAACCUUACCCCAACCAGUAUUUACCUCUAGAUGAGAGAAUUUUUAAUUAUCGACUGUCAAGAGCACGGAGAGUAAUUGAAAAUGCAUUCGGUAUUGCAACAACUCGUUUUAGAGUUUUUCGCAGGCCAAUCAUUGCAACAGAGCAAAAGGUCGUCCUUAUCACCAAAGCAGUUGUGGCUCUGCAUAAUUUCCUUAUGAGCCUUACUCUAAGUCAAAGGAGCAACUCAUACAAUUAUUGCCCGGCAAAUUAUGUGGAUCAAGAAAAUUCAUGUGGUACAACUCCAGGUGAGUGGAGAAACCAUGACAGUUCAGAUGGCUUAAUACCUACUGCUAUAUGUCAUGAUUUGGGAUUUUAAAAAUGUUUUAUCUUUGGUAUAUUUUAUGAAGAAAUGCAAUAUAUCUUUAUAAGAAAAUAUACCAUCUUCAUAGGAUUAUCAGCCACCAAAGUUACCGGAUAUGACAUCAAAUCGGGAAUAUUAUACGCUUGAAACAAAAGAAAUCUAAUUUGCAAUUCCCGGUUUGAUGUCAUAUCCGGUAACUUUGAGGCCUGAUAAUCCUGUGAAGAUGGAAUAUUUUCUUUUAAAGAUAUAUUGCAUUUCUUCAUAAAACAUACCAAUGAUUGCAAAUAAUAAUUUACACAAAUCAUGACAUAGGCUUUAAAUUGUUAUUUAUAUUUUGAAAACUGAUCUUGAAUAAUGUUAAUGAUAUUUUAUUGAAUGAACACUUUGAAAAAGAUUUUAUUAAAUUAUACUUAUAACAUUUCAAUAAAAAAAUAAUCCUGUUAAAUAGGUUAUCUGCACUGUUACAUAAUAUGUACUGUUACAAACAAAAUGAAAGUGGUGAUACCUAAACAACAUUGUCAUCAUUGUAUUCAAUGUCAAACAACAACUGCAUGGUUGAUUUUAAUUUUUGCCAGCCUCUUCUUCUUAUUUGGCAUCCCUCUCAGAAUGGGAACCAGACUCCGACAAUAUAACAAAUCUUCAUCCUCUGCCAUCUUUUUGUAUGAAGCAUCAGUGUCACUCAACUGCUUCAAGAGCAUCAGCUCUGCUACAUCCCUGUUCAUGCGAUUGCCACUUCUGUUUGCGGCAAACAAUUCUGUACAUGGUGCUGGUCGUUUGCUUGCUCUCGUUGCUUCUUGUGGCGUGUGGGAAGUCGUGGGAAAAUCGGCAGUCAGAGUUAUACUCUGA
This is a messenger RNA of Paramuricea clavata, 1647 nucleotides long. The record is from the annotation of a GenBank genome assembly. NCBI's taxonomy places the organism in Eukaryota, Metazoa, Cnidaria, Anthozoa, Malacalcyonacea, Plexauridae.